This is a messenger RNA of Rhodamnia argentea, 1037 nucleotides long. RefSeq lists its product as uncharacterized. Lineage: Eukaryota; Viridiplantae; Streptophyta; Magnoliopsida; Myrtales; Myrtaceae. Bases 187 to 708 code for a protein of 173 amino acids. The transcript is spliced from 3 exons. Gene Ontology annotation, biological process: chloroplast organization; positive regulation of DNA-templated transcription. The record is from RefSeq and is a predicted model, not a curated record.
CAAAGUAUGACAGAGAGCCACGUAGUUCAUCAGGAACCAUGGAAAUCUCCUGUUCUCUUGUCCAGUGAUUCCCCUCAAACUGACAGGAUGCACGCACAAACUCAUAGCGAUCAACAUAUAAAAGACCGAAGCAGAGUAGAGAGACCUAGCUAUUCAGGGUAACAAAGAGAAACGGGGCAAAAAAGCAUGGGACUGAGAGCCCUUCCCUUGCCAUCUUCGCCCACCACUUUGGGCUAUCUUCCACAUGCUGCGAGAGGGGUUAGGAUUAGUAAUUGUAAGUUCAGGGUCUUGGCUCAAUCGGAGAAGGGGAAGAAGGAAGAGGGCGAGAAGAAGAAGCAGAGCAAGCAGUCUCUGUUCGGGAGUGUGACCGACGCUCUUGACUUUGCUCAAGUGAGGUCUACAGAAGAUGCGGAUCUCCUUGAAGAUGCCAGAGCGGCCACUCGGUCCGGUGAGAGGAUGUCCAGAGAGCAGUAUGGGGCUCUCAGAAGGAAGAUUGGAGGGACAUACAAGGAUUUCUUCAAAUCGUACAUCGAAGUGGAUGGGCAAUAUGUGGAAGAAGGGUGGGUGGACAAGACGUGCAAGAUAUGCAAGAAGGACACAAAGGGUGAGCCGAGGCAGGUGGACAAGCUUGGGAGAUAUGCGCAUGUCGCUUGCCUGGACAACUCCAAGUCAUCAGGCAACUUCUUCACCAGGCUCUUCUCCAGAUAACAGAGAGGAGAACUUGGAAGCUGCUCCUUAAUCUCCUUCUCUAGUUGUAUUGUCAUACAUAAUUUUGGUAGACCAAAUAGUACCCAACGUUGUCUGAAAUGCAUGUUCUCUUCCGGAAUGUCACCAUCAGGAUUGCUCUUAUCCAAGUCUUCAAAUUGCUGUUGGGGGAUAGGCUAUACCUUUCGAGUGGAUAUAGAUUGUUUUUAUCUUUUGACACACGGGUGAAAUGUCACUUCCGUUUAGUUUCUUGGACCGUGUCGCUUCAUAAGAAAUGAUUGAACUUUAAGCUCAAAUCCGUUAUUUUAUGACGGGACGAGCUAAAAUUGCGU